Scleropages formosus (Asian bonytongue) is the source of this 5150-nucleotide messenger RNA. RefSeq lists its product as uncharacterized. The transcript has 2 exons. The record is from RefSeq and is a predicted model, not a curated record. NCBI's taxonomy places the organism in Eukaryota, Metazoa, Chordata, Actinopteri, Osteoglossiformes, Osteoglossidae. Gene Ontology annotation, biological process: DNA transposition; DNA integration. Gene Ontology annotation, molecular function: DNA binding. Bases 160 to 2226 code for a protein of 688 amino acids.
AGAAGGAGGAGGAAGAGGAGGAAGUAAAAGGACGGGAAGGUUGUUCUGUCGGAUGAUAAACAUUUGUCAGGAUUCCCCAUAAGGCUAAUAGUAAUCCGGCCUUAAGGUACGCAAAAUUCGUAAAAAGGUUCGGCAGUAAAUGUAAAGCAGGAUUCGGUCAUGAAGACGAAGGAACUGUCGGAACAACUGAGGGAUAAAAUUGUAGAAGGACACAAGUCGGGAGACGGGUGCAGAAUAAUUUCGGAGACGCUGAGUAUCCCUUUAAGCACAGUGAGGUCAGUAAUUAAUAAGUGGAAGGUCCACCAUACGACCCAGACACUCCCCAGACCAGGACGGCCAUCCAAACUAAACAACCAGGCACGGAGGAAACUGGUUCUGGACGUCACUGUAAAGCCAACGGUGACUUUAAAAGAGCUGCAGAAGUCCAUUGCUGAGACUGGCAAAAAUGUCAGUAAAUCAACAAUAUCUCGAGCGCUUCAUAAUGCUGGCCUGAUGUGGCGGAGUUAUAAGGAAUCUGUUACUGAAAAGAAGCCAUCCGAAAAACAGCUUGGAGUUUCCAACAAAUCCUUCAAAGUACAGCAUUCAGUGAAGAAGAAGGAACUAUCAGAACAGCUGAGGGGUGUAGUUGUAGAAAGGCACAGAUGUGGAGAAGGGUAUAAAAAAAUUUCCAACACACUCAAUAUCCCUUUAGGCACGGUCAAGUCAAUUGUUAAGAAGUGGCAGGUGUAUCAUACAACCCAGACACUCCCCAGAUCUGGACGACCAACAAAGCUGAAUACCCACGUAAGGCAAAAACUGCUUCAGGAUGUCACAGUGAAACCAGGAGUAACUGCGAGAGAGUUACAGAAGUCAGUGGCUAAGAUGGACAAAAACAUGUGUAAAUCAGCAAUAUGUCGGGCUCUUUGGAACGUUGACCUUACAAGUCAGAGUGACAAGGAAUCUGUUACUGAAAAGAAUCCAUUGGAAGGUCAGAAUGAUGUUUCCAACAAAGCAUGUAAAGUACAACAUUCAGUAAAGAAGAAGGAACUAUCAGAACAACUGAGGGGUGUAGUUGUAGAAAGGCACAAAUGUGGAGAAGGGUAUAAAAAAAUUUCCAACACCCUCGAUAUCCCUUUAGGCACGGUAAGGUCAAUUAUUAAGAAGUGGCAGGUGUAUCCGACGACCCAGACACUCCCCAGAUCUGGACGGCCAUCCAAGCUGAUUAACCAGUCAAGAAGGAGACUGGUUCAGGACAUCACAGUGAUCCCAGCAGUAACUGUAAAAGAGCUACAGAAGUCAAUUCCUGAGAUAGAUGAAAAUGUGUGUAAAUCAACAAUAUCUCACCCACUUUGGAACGUUGACCUAACAAGCCAGAGUGACAAGGAAUCUGUCACUGAAAAGAAUCCAUCGGAAAGUCAGCAUGGAGUUUCCAACAAAGCAUGUAAAGUACAACAUUCAGUAAAGAAGAAGGAACUGUCAGAACAACUGAGGGGUGUAGUUGUAGAAAAGCACAAAUGUGGAGAAGGGUAUAAAAAGAUUUCCAACACACUAAAUAUCCCUUUAAGCACGGUAAGGUCAAUUAUUAAGAAGUGGCAGGUGUAUCAUACGACCCAGACCCUCCCCAGAUCUGGACGGCCAACCAAGCUGAAUACCCAGGCAAGGAGGAAACUGGUUCAGGACAUCACAGUGAACCCAGCGUUGACUCUAAAAGAGCUACAGAAGUCAAUGGCUGACACAGACAAAAAUGUGUGUAAAUCAAAAAUACCUCAAGCACUUGGGAACGUUGACCUAACAAGCCAGAGUGACAAGGAAUCUGUUACUGAAAAGAAACCAUCGGAAAGUCAACAUGGUGUUUCCAGCAAAGCAAUUAAAGUACGACAUUCGGUGAAGAAGAAGGAACUGUCAGAACAACUGAGGGGUGUAGUUGUAGAAAAGCACAAAUGUGGAGAAGGGUAUAAAAAAAUUUCCAACACCCUCAAUAUCCCUUUAGGCACGGUAAGGUCAAUUAUUAAGAAAUGGCAGGUGUAUCAUACGACCCAGACCCUCCCCAGAUCUGGACGGCCAUCCAAGCUGAGUAACCAGGCAAAGAAAAGAUUGGUUCAGGACGUCACAGUGAAACCAACAAUCACUCUAAAAGAGCUGCAAAAGUCCAUUGCUGAGACAGGCAAAAAUGUCAGUAAGUCAACUAUAUCUCGAGCACUUCACAAUGCUGGCCUGACAUGGCGGAGUGACAGAGAAAGAAACUAACAUUAAAACAAACUCUCAAAAUGUUUAUACAGUUUCUAAAUGAGCAUAAAAAAAGAACUUUGGGGAAAAAAAGGUUUUUAGAUUAAAAAAUCUUUUGGUAAAAUUAGAACUUUUUGACUCAAUUGCAUCCUGGAUUUAAACUGAACAUCCACAUUUUGGCAAUGCCUUUCACCACUUAGCAAUGGGCAGUUCAAAUCAAAAUUGUGGGGAGUGGAUUAAUAUACAAAGAAAUUUUACUGGGAAACAUUAGUUUGUUAAACUCCCAUAAGUGCAAUAAAAACUAUCCCGCCAACCUGACUUCACAGUGAUCCAAUCUACACUAAAGUGUCUGACCGAGGUGGUAGUGAAAGUUCUUGAAUAAGCCAAGACACGGUCAUACCUGUAAUCUGAAAAUCUCUAUCCUUCAGCAAUCAAAACUUCUUCCUCACACGGAAAGUCCACAAAUUGCUGUUCAGUGUCAGUAUCGUCCACAGUGGCUGUGUGAUCUUCUCACAGCUGUGCCAUCUCAAUCGAUACAGCAGAACACCUCUAUGUAGCCUUUAUAGUUUCCCACCCAUGUCGAAAUUAAGGAUAACAAAUAAUAUUAAGUCACACUUAUGGAUGUGAGAAUAAUUUCUAACAUUGACUUGCAUGUGCUCUUGAGAAUUUGACAAUUAUUGGACAAUAUUAUUGACUUGGAGAGCAGUAUCGCCUGUAUUUGUGUCACCAGAUGAUAGGUGGCAGUAAAAUGCAUCCAAACCACAUGAGCAGGUGACUUGUUCAUCUGACAUCCAUGGCAUUUUCAGCUGUUGUUUUUUUGCUCUUUGCAAUUAUCAACAACUUUUAUUUGUAACGUGAUGGGUACUUGACUGAAAUCCAGAUUAAGCAGAGACAUUCUAAUUUUUGUAUGUCAAUUGAGCAGAUGGACCUCAGAAACUUGCAUGUGGACGUGCAGCCUAGUGAGAAUGAUGAAGAACCACAAAAAAAAAAUGAGUUUGGCUCAGCAGGGAAUGGCAGAAGUCAACAGACAGCAAACUGCACCAAAUGUUUACAGUUCUCUCGGUUUUUUCUUUGAAGUGCUAAAUUAUUUGCCCUUAAAAAACUGCAACCCCACUCUUCUUAACCAGACUAAAUGUUUAGUUUUCAGUAAUAGCCAGAAGAGGGAGACAUUGUCCUUUUGUCUCCUCAAGGUCCACAAGAACUAUAGGAAAAGUUCUUGCAUAGAACUUAAGUGUUGUCCUCUGCUACUUAAUAUAAUUUAUUUCACAGUAAUAUAUGGUACUGAUUCAGAAAACCUUGUAAGGUGUGUUUUUUGCUGGAAGCAAUUCAAACAACUGCAUUUUCAGUUGUACUUGCACUUGUGUGUUCUCAACCAAGGAUCAAAACAUGUUUUAGAGUUGCAUAAAUGUUUAAAUUCACAGUUAUAAAAUGGGGAAAGCCUUAUGAAAUGCUUGUUUUUGAAGUAAAAUAUUCAUUAGUAAGCUUGAAAUGUUGAUGCUGUCUACCAGAUAUUCAUCAGCCACAUGGAGUAAGCAGGAUUGUUGCUGGGCUUCAUGCAGCUCAUGGCCAUUUUAGAGUUAUUUAGCCAAAGUGUCACUUUGCAUUAAGGAAAGCAUGAGGUACGGUUCUGAACUACAUGUCACCAUGUCUGUUUUCUGGUCUUGGGCUGCUUUUCCGUUGUCUUGUUCCAUAAUGGCACAUCAAUGCUGUGUGUUGAGAGAGGGGCAUUUGUUGUAUCUCUGCUUGAGUAAUAGUGGAGCUUGACAUCCAGGUCCAACUUGUGCAGUUUCCUAAUUGACAGGUUCUAUCAGUGUGGAAGAAGGGAAAACUGACAAGUGUGGGAAGGCUGUGGUAUAGUUAAGGGGGAAAUGCCAUUCAUGGCUGGAUUAUCAGCAUGGAGGCCAACGGCACACCAACAAUCAGGCCUGGUUGCCGCCAGCUUGUGGUUCUCUCCAUUUUCGUUUUAGCACCAUCUCCAGUGACCCUUUUUCGUGCAAUAAGUACAUUGUUAACUUUUGGUAUAUUUUCCAUAAGGUGUCACAUUUGAUUAUUAAUAAACUUUUGCCACAGUCUUCCUGUACUACACACCUCUGGUGUGUUGGACCACAUGCUUAUUUAAAUUUUUUUUUCAUAUUACUGUGUAUCGCCUUCUUAAUAUUGACCAUAAUUUUCUUAUUUCAGUUUUCUGUGUUUUGCAAGACAUUCAUAGACUCAUCUGCCAGUACUAUAUAUUUAACAUUGUUUGAAAGAAAUACUUUAAAAGUGGCCUUUAAAAUCUUUUAAUUUACGCAUUCUUUUCCCAAUUUCACAAUUUCUUUUUUAAAUUUUGCUUUGUGAUUUCAUCUUAAAUAUUUAAAAUAUUGAUAAGGAUAGGACUAGUGUGAUUAACAGAAAAAGCCUCCUUGAUAGGAGGAAACAGACUUAUGGGGCCUGUUCUGGUAAAUGGGGAAAAGAAAAACCACCAUCAAAGAUUUCUUCAUACAAAUUCAACAUUACUGAAGAAAAAAGAAAAUCGAGUCCUAUCAUAUGUCAUAAAACAUAGCUACAUAUUCUUUAGGUUUUCCGAUGCGAUUUUCUUAACGGAUACAUUUUUAUAAUAUCCAUUUUUUUCCGUUUCAGACUAUGCCAUGCUGGUGUGUGAUCACACGAUUUUCUCAUAAAUUCUUGACAGUUAAAGGAAAUGACAAAGUGAUGGUUUAGCUGUUAAUGAUUGCAUACAUAUGACUACAGCCAUCAUUUUACUCCACAGAAAGUAUAAUAUUUUCUUAAUGUGUCCAGAAGCGGCCCCCAAAUCCCACUUCAUCUUAAAUAUAUAGCAGCCAAAUAGUUCUCCCAAAUAUGCUUUAUAUUUUUAUGAAUGCUAAAGCCAUAAAGUUCAUUGCUGUUCGUGAACUCUCUGUGGUUUUAGUAGAAUGGGUACGUCCUUAUUUAGUUUUAUUGGAUUU